Messenger RNA from Besnoitia besnoiti, 3588 nucleotides. RefSeq lists its product as uncharacterized. NCBI's taxonomy places the organism in Eukaryota, Apicomplexa, Conoidasida, Eucoccidiorida, Sarcocystidae. The record is from RefSeq and is a predicted model, not a curated record. The coding region runs from base 1 to 3588 and encodes 1195 amino acids. The transcript has 3 exons.
AUGAGCGACCUUGCACCGCCCGCGCCUGCGCACAGAGCGAGCCUCAGAGAAUUCUCGAACUUCGAUUUGCCUUCGCACUCACCAGGAGAGGCCUCAAGUCUCGAAGAAGACUUGAGGCCUCUCCUGGCGCCCGCGCUGCGCCGCGGGCAGGAGGGAGAAGAGGCUGCCUGCCACGGGAGCCAGAGAGAGGACGGGCGCUCACCGAGGACACGUCAACGACCCCAGCGAGCGCCGGCGGGCGGGGGAAGCGAGGGGACUGGCCCCCUCGAGACCCACUCCGCUGCGCCGGCGGCGCGGGCGACUGCAGGCGAUUCCCCAAGAAGAGACUACGGGAAAGGAAGAGAGACCGAAGCGCAUGGCGCCACCGGGCAGGAGGCGAGCGGCAGCAGAGACACUCAUCCCGGUGACGGAGCGACGCGGCAGGCCAGGGGGGACGGCAUCGAGCCGGGGAACGGACUCGAGUGCAUCAGGAGGCCCUCUGCGCCUCCCGCGGCCUCCUCCGUGGCGUCUUCACCGGCGCCUCCUGCAGACGAAACCGAGUCGCCUUCCCGCUCGCCGCGCAGCGGCCUCCUACGGGUCCUCCGGUCGCGCAGCAGUCUCCGCCGCCCCGCCUCGUCUGCUGGGCUCGCGACGCCGUCUUCUCCCUCCUGUGCGAUGUCUCUCUCCGCCUGGUAUUGGAACGGCAAUGCGCAGUGCUGGACAGAGCAGCGGAGACCUCUCGCUGGUGGAGGGCGGCCGCCGCGCUCAUCCUCCCCCCUGUUUCUCCAGUCAGAUAUCGAUGACGACGAAGCGCCAGGCGGCUCCGACCCCCACUCCGCUUCGCCGUCGUCGGCUGCGUCGUGUAGGCCUGCCUCGCCGCGCGCGCCGCCUUCAGAGUCGCAGGCGUCCGCGCGCGCCGCUUCCACCAGCGCCUGUGACGCGACCUGCUGUUCAGCGAUUCAAAACACCUACGCCGGCUCGCGUGCGCAUGGAGACAGGGAACUGUUUCUCUCGUCUUUCGAGCGUUUUAUUUGUUUCUGCUGCUCACCGUCUUCGUUGCCUCAUUCGCCGCCUUCGGUGUCAUCUGCUGGGCCGUCUUCUGCGCCGUCGGCGCCCGGCUUCUCCGCAGGUGAUUCAUGCGCCGAGGACGCCGACCUUGACGUCUGGGCUGGCGGCAGCGCACGGCUCGACACACGCCCCCCAAACUGCCUGGAGCUGCUUGUCCGCCUCGUUCAGUUCCUCUCCCUGCCUGACUUCGCGGCGCUUACAGCUCUGUCAGUCGCGGUCAGGGACGCGCUGCACUCUCCCGCAGUCCACGAGGCCUGUUUCGAGCUCUUUGUCCUUCGCGACAGUCUGCCGCGCGUGGGGCUGCAUGCGCUCUGCGCCGCGCACCCUUCGGCCUGCUGCGCUGCGUGUCAGCCCAGCGCCGCUGCUGCGCGUGCUCGCCUUCCCGCGCGUCGCUGCUCGUGGCGCCUCGCGGCGGCUGAGGCCGCGCCUCCUCUGGUUUACUCGCCCAAAGGCAGGCUGCAGCAGCGGCUGCGGGCUAGGCGCGCAUGGCGACUCCGCCGCCCCUUCGUCCAUGAGUUCUUCCUCCCUCUCCCGCUUCUGCCGCGUCCCUGCUCUCCGCCGCGCGCGGCGAGAGGAAAGGGCGACGAGGCCACGCGCGCUCAAGCCGGUGUGAGAGCCGGCUACCGCGACGGCGCAACCGAGUUGGUAACGGCUUCGCCGGCGUGCCUGGCGCCGCAACGGGUUUCCCCUGGGCUGCCGUCUCCCUCCGACCCCUCCGAUCCCUCCGACCCCUCCGAUCCCUCCGACCCCUCCGACCCCUCCGCGCCUGCGCCGCCUGCUGCGUCUUCCUCGGGUCCGUCCGUCUCGACCUCAGCCUCGUCGCCGGGGGGACGCGCGUCUCCGCAGAGCCUGUCUUUCGCGCCGACCGCGGUGGCCUUCUCGUGCAGCACUCCGCAGCUGCCUGGCGUGCCAGUCUUCGCCUCGAUCGACCUGAACAGCCGCUGCGCUCUCGCUAAAUUAGCCGGCGCGCUGCAGCUGUCCGCGCCGCCGCCGCGGGCGCCAGUCUGCCUGAUUCCGUCGGCUCCACGGUCGCCGUCGCCACUUUCUUCCCGCGCGAGCGCCUGGCGGACGACGGCCGCGGAAUUCCUGCCAGGGAGUACCCGCCUUGUCGUUGCGCAGCAGACCCCUUCGACGUUUCUGUCUCCUUCCUCGCACCCCUCGGUGUCGCUCUUUGACCUCUCCGCGGCUCUGUCGCAUUUGGUCGCCUGCGACGAAGCGCGAAGCGAAGGCCAGUGUGGCAGGGAGGCGCGCGACGACGGCAGAGCGGGGUGCGCCCCCCUCUCGGCGUCUCACACGGUUGACUUGCGGGCAGCGGGUAGCGCACUCGACGUGCAGCGCCACUGCGUGUGUUUCGCCUGCUCCGUCGCCGACAUCGCCCUCGGGGAAGCAAGCGCCACGUGUUGCCAGGAAGAGGCCAGCGCGUGGGAAGAGACCGGCGAGGAGGCUGCGCGAGAGGCCGCGUGCGACGGCGAAGACUGGGGAGAAGGAACACACACACAGACAGCGAACCCGCGCGAGCCCAUCUCCUUCUCGCUGGACCGUCGUCGUGUGUGGGCACUCAUGUCGUGCGGCGCAGUGCUGGCUGUCGAUUUGCAGCGAUCCGAGGUUGUCGCGCGCCUCUCGCCUCCGGCGUGGACUGCGUCUCCCUCGUCGUCGCCAGAGGGCACGUCGUCGCAUUGGCGAGCGUGCCGCGUGAGGCCUCUGUCCGCGUCCGCUGGCGCAUGCGGCGGGACAGGUGAAGACGUCGCGCUAGUGGUGACAGAAAGCGGCCUCUACUUCUGCGACUCCCGCACGCCGACAGCUCUUCCCCUCUACUUGUUUCCGCGAGCGCCCAGCCUCUUGCGAGGCGGCGCAUGCGCAGCGACGUCGUGGGCCGACAGCGACAGGCCGAUCGCCGCCGACGCUGCAGAUUUGACUGCUGCAACUCUGUUCUCUUCCCAGUACCUCCGCCUCUGGGAUCUUCGUUCCAACGGCGCUCCGCUCAGCGAGCUUCGUCCGCCGUCCCUGUCGUCUUUCCGCGUUCGCCCCGCCGUCGCGUCGUCUUCGGCGUCGCCGGGGGUUGCGCUACCGCGCCGCUACUACUUCUUUUCGCCGCGUGAGGCCGCGACGAGUGCGUGCAGGGAGGUUCAUUCGCUUUCGCUGGCGCCGCACCUGCUUCGCGCGCCGGUCUCUCCUUCGCCGUCGCAUGCCUCCAGCAUGCAGACGCGAGGAGACACGCCUGCCUGCCCGGGGGGAGGAGUUGAGGGGGCAGAAACUACCGCGAGGCUUGGACGAAGACGAGCGUGGAGUCGCAGAGGACCGACCGGCAGCCGCCUUGCACCAGUGGUGAGCAUCACGCAGCGAAAGGGCGGCCAUAAUUGGGAGAGAGAGGGCCUGCUAAAUUUUGCAACAAGGUGCUUACCUGCUGCUGCUGCAGCGAGGUCUUCCACGGCUCCUAAGCCGCUGCCAGUUGGCAGGCGCUCAGAGGGAUCGAGAGCCGCGGCAAGCAAGCCCAAGCUGACGGCGGCGCCAGCGCGGCGCCGCCAGUCUAGCGAACACUAA